AUGGACAAAAUCAAUUUGACGUCUGGGGAAGAUUUUGUUUUGCUUGGAUUUUCUGAUGAGCCACAAUUGGAGUCAGUCCUUUUUGUGGUAGUUUUGACAUCUUAUAUUCUAACCCUUGUUGGCAACUCAGCCAUCAUCCUGGUCUCCUGUCUGGACUCUAAACUCCACACACCUAUGUAUUUCUUCCUCACUCACCUCUCCUUUCUUGACCUUUGCUUCACUACCAGCAUUGUCCCCCAGCUAUUGUGGAACCUGAAGGGACCAGCCAAGACCAUCUCAUCCACUGGUUGUGCCAUUCAACUCUAUGUGUCCCUCUCAUUGGGCUCCUCUGAAUGUGUGCUCCUUACUAUCAUGGCAUUUGACCGCUAUGUGGCUGUGUGCAGACCUCUCAGCUACACUUCUAUCAUGCACACAUCAUUCUGCAAGGCCUUAGCAGGAAUAGCAUGGCUCUGUGGCAUAGGGAACACUCUCAUCCAGAGCACCAUCACCCUUCAGCUUCCCCGAUGUGGGCACCAUCAUCUCCACCAUUUCUUCUGUGAGGUGCCUGCCAUGAUAAAUCUGGCAUGUGUCGACAUCCAUGCAAAUGAAGUCCAGCUCUUUGUGGCCACAUUAGUGCUGCUCCUUCUUCCUAUGACCUUGAUACUUGUCUCCUAUGGUCUCAUUGUUCAAGCAGUGAUAAAAAUCAAGUCAGUCCAAGCUUGGCGCAAGGCCCUGGGGACCUGUGGCUCCCAUCUCUUGGUGGUGUCCCUCUUCUUUGGGACCAGCUCAGCCAUCUACAUCCAGCCAAAGCGAUCCUAUGGCCAUAGCCAGGGCAAGUUCCUCACACUCUUUUACACAGUUGUGACUCCCACCCUCAAUCCCCUCAUAUACACCCUGAGGAACAAGGAUGUGAAAGGAGUCCUGAAGAGAUUGCUGAGGAGAGAGCCAAAUUCCUAA
Molecule: messenger RNA, 936 nt
Organism: Choloepus didactylus (southern two-toed sloth)
Lineage: Eukaryota; Metazoa; Chordata; Mammalia; Pilosa; Megalonychidae
Product: olfactory receptor 2G6-like
Exons: 1
Coding region: 1-936 (311 amino acids)
Biological process (GO): G protein-coupled receptor signaling pathway
Cellular component (GO): membrane
Molecular function (GO): G protein-coupled receptor activity; olfactory receptor activity
Source: RefSeq, a predicted model, not a curated record